Molecule: messenger RNA, 5287 nt
Organism: Loa loa (African eye worm)
Lineage: Eukaryota; Metazoa; Nematoda; Chromadorea; Rhabditida; Onchocercidae
Product: DNA topoisomerase 2
Exons: 33
Coding region: 68-4777 (1569 amino acids)
Biological process (GO): resolution of meiotic recombination intermediates; sister chromatid segregation; DNA topological change
Cellular component (GO): nucleus
Molecular function (GO): ATP binding; DNA binding; DNA topoisomerase type II (double strand cut, ATP-hydrolyzing) activity
Source: RefSeq, a predicted model, not a curated record
UUUCAGAGCAACGCUUAGCGCUAACUUUUUGUUCUAUUAAUCGGAUUUUAUACUUCAUUAGCUGAUAAUGAGUAGCGAUGAAGAAUCAGACUACCAUUCUUCGUUUGGUUCAUCUCAAAGAAAAAAAGCAUCCAAGAAGCAAAUCGAGAAAAGGGAUAAGCCACCAGUUAAAAGAAAGCAGACAUCGAGAAAGGAAAUUAAUGGCAAUUCAGUCAUGAAUGGUGAUAAGAGUGACGAUGGUGAUCCAUUAGAUAUUUUUACGAAUAUCGAUCAGCAACCCAAACGAUUAACCAUUGAAAAAAUCUACCAGAAAAAGAGUCAGCUGGAACAUAUCUUGCUACGUCCAGAUACAUACAUUGGUUCCGUUGAGCAUACUGAUAAAGCGCCAAUGUGGGUAUACGAUGCUGAAGUAGAACGAAUUGUUCAACGUGAUAUUUCAUAUGUCCCUGGUUUGUACAAAAUAUUUGACGAGAUUCUGGUAAAUGCUGCAGACAACAAACAACGCGAUCCGAAGAUGAAUCUUAUCAGAAUUAACAUUAAUAAAGAAACGAACGAGAUCAGUGUCUUCAAUAAUGGUAAAGGUAUUCCUGUGGUACUGCACAAGGUGGAGCAGUUAUAUGUCCCUGAACUCAUAUUUGGUACUUUACUUACCUCCUCAAAUUAUGAUGACAGUGAACGGAAAGUGACAGGUGGCCGAAACGGAUAUGGUGCUAAACUAUGUAAUAUAUUCAGUAAAGAAUUUACAGUUGAGACAUCUUCCAAAGAAUAUGGGAAAGCCUUCAAGCAAACUUGGAAGAAUAACAUGACAAAGGAUAAAGACCCAUUUGUGAGUAAAUCAGUUGGUGAAGAUUUUACACAUGUAACUUUCAAACCGGACCUCACAAAAUUCAAAAUGAUUGAACUGGAUGAUGACAUUAUUUCGCUGAUAUCACGCCGAGCGUAUGAUAUCGCUGGUUCAACAAAAGGUGUCAAAGUAUACUUGAAUGGCAAACUGUUGCCGGUGCAAGGCUUUAAACAAUAUGUAGAGCAGUACACAAAACAUAAUCUUGAUAAUGACGGAGAACCAUAUAAAAUUGCUUAUGAACAGGUUAAUGAAAGAUGGGAAGUAGCUUUAACAGUUUCCGAAAAAGGAUUCCAGCAAGUCUCUUUUGUGAAUUCGAUCGCUACCACGAAGGGCGGUCGUCAUGUUGAUUACGUUGUUGAUCAAAUCACAGCUAAGCUGAUAGAUACAAUCAAAAAGAAAGUAGGAAAAAGUGGAGUAAAUGUUAAGCCGUUCCAAAUUAAAAGUCAUAUGUGGAUCUUUGUCAACUCACUUGUCGAGAAUCCAACGUUUGACUCCCAAACAAAAGAGACAAUGACCUUACAAGCAAAGAAUUUUGGCAGCAAGUGUGAAAUGUCUGAAAGAUUCAUCAAUGCAGUUAUGAAAUGCGGAAUUGUUGAAGCUGUCUUGGCAUGGGUCCGCUUCAAACAACAAGAAACGUUAGAUAAGAAAUGUUCAACCAAGAAAACUAGUAAACUAAAGGGCAUACCGAAAUUAGAGGAUGCAAAUGACGCUGGGACUAAAAAUUCCUCUUUGUGUACGCUGAUACUUACUGAAGGAGAUUCGGCUAAGUCACUCGCUGUUUCGGGAUUGGGUGUAGUUGGCCGUGAUCGUUAUGGCGUCUUUCCACUGCGCGGCAAAAUGUUAAAUGUUCGUGAAGGCAGCCAUAAACAAAUCAUGGAAAAUGCAGAAAUAAAUGCUCUAAUCAAAAUCAUUGGUCUGCAGUAUCGUUUGAAAUAUGAUAAAGAUGAGGAUAUGAAAACGCUUCGCUAUGGAAAAAUAAUGGUUAUGGCUGAUCAGGAUCAGGAUGGUUCACAUAUCAAAGGUCUUGUGAUUAAUUUUAUCCAUUAUAAUUGGCCGGUACUGAUUCGUCGUAAUUUUGUUGAAGAAUUUAUAACACCAAUUGUUAAAGCUACCAAGGGUAAAGAGUCGUUUUCUUUCUUCUCGCUUCCAGAAUACGCUGAAUGGCGAAAUAACACUGAAAACUGGAAAACGUAUCGCAUAAAAUAUUACAAAGGUUUGGGUACCUCUACAUCAAAGGAAGCCAAAGAAUAUUUCACCGAUAUGGUGCGUCAUCGCAUUAGAUUUCAGUACUCAGGAGAAGAAGAUGAUAAUUCCUUAGAUAUGGCAUUUAGUAAAAAGAAGAUUGAAGAUCGAAAAGUGUGGUUAACGAAUUGGAUGGCUGAAAAAAAAGCAAGACGUGAGCAAGGAUUGACGGAGGAGUAUUUGUACAACAAAGAUACUCGUGCUGUCUCAUUCAAAGAUUUUGUCAAUAAAGAAUUGGUGUUGUUUUCAAAUGCUGAUAAUGAAAGGUCCAUACCAAGUUUGGUUGAUGGAUUAAAGCCUGGACAACGUAAGGUGUUAUUCACAUGCUUCAAACGAGCAGAUAAAAAAGAAGUGAAAGUAGCUCAGCUUGCUGGUGCAGUUGGAGAAAUGUCUGCUUAUCAUCACGGAGAGGCUUCACUCAUGUCAACGAUCGUAAAUCUAGCACAAGACUAUGUUGGUUCAAAUAACAUCAAUUUGUUGUUACCAAUCGGUCAAUUCGGUACACGUUUGCAGGGUGGAAAGGAUAGCGCAAGUCCACGUUAUAUUUUCACACAGCUCAAUCCUGUAACUCGAGCGCUGUUCCCGAUUGUUGAUGAAAAUGUUCUACGCUUCUUGUUUGAAGAAAAUCAGCGAAUUGAACCGGAAUGGUACUGUCCAAUCAUACCUACAGUUUUGGUUAACGGAGCCGAAGGCAUCGGUACUGCUUGGUCAACGAAAAUACCAAACUACAACCCACGUGAAAUAGUUGAUAAUAUGCGGCGCUUGAUACGUGGUGAAGAACCCAAAUCUCUGACCCCAUGGUUCAAGAAUUUCCGUGGAACCAUUGAGAAAUUAGAUGACUCGCGAUAUAUUUGUAGUGGUGAAAUAGCUCUUUUGAGUGACGAUACGAUCGAAAUCACGGAAUUACCAAUACGAACUUGGACGCAAAACUACAAAGAAACUGUCUUAGAACCCAUGCUGGAAGGAUCUGAUAAACAGCCUCCUCUAAUACAGGAUUUCAAAGAAUAUCACACUGAUACAACUGUUAAAUUUGUUGUUAAAAUGAAUGCAGCAAAACUGAGAGAGGCAGAAAUGGAAGGACUGCACAAAAUAUUUAAGCUGCAGUCGGCAAUAAAUAUAAGCUCCAUGGUUCUCUUUGAUCCUUUGGGUUGCCUGAGAAGAUUUCCAAAUGUGGAAGAGAUUUGUAAAGAAUUUUUCGAGAUAAGGAAAAAAAAGUACAUCGAACGAAAAGCAUUCCAAGAAGGCAUGCUCCGGGCUCAGAGCGAACGACUCAGCAAUCAGGCACGCUUCAUCUUGGAAAAAAUUAAAGGUGAAAUAUUAAUUGAGAACAAACGUAAAGUAGCAAUAGUGGAGCAGCUAGUGAAAAAAGGUUUCGAUCCAGAUCCAGUGAAACGAUGGAAAGAAUUACAGAGAAAGCGUGAACUUGAAAUGACUGGCGAAAUCCAAGUGGAUGACGAAGAAAUGGAAGGUGAAAUAGAGGAGGAAUCAGAAUCAUCUGUUUCUCCAGUGAUGAAGGAUUUGACGAAGAAAUUGAGUGAUUACGAUUAUUUAGUAGGUAUGGCGAUUCUAAAACUGUCGGAAGAAGAAAAGGAUAAACUGUUACGCGAUAGCGAACUGAAGUUAGAGGAGUUAAAGAGUUUAGAAUCAAAGACUUGGUCUGAUCUAUGGAAAGAAGAUUUAGAUAAUUUUUUGGUUGAGUUAGAAAAGCAGGAAGCCAAAGAAAGAGCUGAUAUAGAAAUGCAAGUAAAAGAUGCUGUUAAAAAAAUUGCUGGCGCAGCCACAAAAGGAGGACGUAAAAAAGCGGGCACUCUUGUGCAAGAGGUACUUCCUGAUCCAAACGGAAUUCGUGUUCAUCCUUCUCUAGAUGCUAUUAAAGAAAAAUAUGAAGGAAAGAAGACCGAUGAACCAAAAGCCAGGAAGUCAAGAGUACCAAAAGAGCCAAAACAAAUGAAGAAUAAGAACGAUGAGGAGGAUGGGAAAAAGAAAGAGAAACCCAAGCGUCAAAGAAAAGAAAAUGAUCGAGGUAGCAGUUCAGUAAAUACGAAAGCAAAAAAAAAGCAAGAUAAGUGGGAAUCUGAUAGUAGUGAUGAUUUCGAUGAAUCUGAUUACGUUAUAGAUGAGAACGAUGAUGAUGUGGUUGAGAUCAAGAAAACAACAACUGGAGACAGAAAACGACGAGCUGAACAGUCCGCGAAUAAAUCAGAUUUGAGCAAUAAUGGUGAGAAUGUUGAGAACAGUUUGAUGCGAUCAGGUGAUGAGAACAAGAAAAAAUUCCAUGAGAAGAUGGAUGAUCUUUUCGUAAAUGAGGGACCAUCAGCAAGUAAGGUAAAAUCAAAAGAAUUUGUUGAAAUCAAAAAAACCAAAUCUAAGAAAGAGACAAUACCUAAAGCAAAAAUUACGACAGAAACAAGUAAAAAGGGAUCGGGAUCCAGAAAGCGAAAAGUGGAAUCUGGUGAUACUGACAAUAAUGAUGAUGAUGAUGAUGAUGAUGGUGCUGAUAUCGCUGCUGAACCAGCUCUUUCACAUCCUCGUGCAGGAAGUCGGCAGCGUAAGGCAGUUAAAUACACCUUCGAUGAUGAUAAUGAUGAUGAUAGUGAUAACAUUCCUGGAUUGUCUGAUAGUACACCACCACACCAGAUGAAACGGCGAAAGAAGAUUGAAAGCGAUGAGGAAUUUGAGUUAAGCAGCUAAGAAAUCCUUCUGCCAAACUGUCGAACUAAUCCGUGGUCUGUUAUAGUAAUAAACGCCAUCCAUUGAUUAAUCCUACUUUUUGUCCAUCUCUGUGCAUUUAAACCACGAUGACUGAGAGUUAUUUAACGAUUACUACACCUGCAGUUUUAUUGAUUAUCUACCUUUUCGUACCUCGUUUAUAUUCACUUUGACAUCAGCAGUUUGAUCUUAUUUGAGUUUGUUAUAUACAUUUUUAUUUGAAAUAAUGUCAACCUAAUUAUGAUUUCGUUUUUACACUAAGACAACUUUAUUUGGUCUCACUGUCAUGUAGCAGUUUUACGUGUUGAAUAAUUCAGAACAAAAUAGUUUGUUCCAUAUCUCUUAGUUCCUGUAUAUAUAUAGUUUGUUUUUGAUCGUUUCAUUCUCUGCGAUUUUAUCCAGUAUGUUUCUUUUUCUAAGAGCUUUUUUUCACGUUAAUCGAUAUCGUUCUUCUGUGUGCAUGAUGUAACAAUAACAAUGUUUCAUCCCCUA